This is a messenger RNA of Cheilinus undulatus (humphead wrasse), 2130 nucleotides long. RefSeq names its product limb development membrane protein 1 (gene lmbr1). Gene Ontology annotation, molecular function: transmembrane signaling receptor activity. Bases 182 to 1660 code for a protein of 492 amino acids. Gene Ontology annotation, biological process: signal transduction. The transcript is spliced from 17 exons. The record is from RefSeq and is a predicted model, not a curated record. Lineage: Eukaryota; Metazoa; Chordata; Actinopteri; Labriformes; Labridae.
GGGGCGGUUAUUUUUUUCAGCACGGAGCGCUUUUCCUUCAAUGUAAACUGCCUUUUAACCAGACAGGGCAUUUUUUGCAGCGGAGAGAAGACGUAGGAGUUGUCGUUGUUGUGUAGCAAGUUGGAAGAGCUUAGCAUGUAGUGAGUCUGUAGCCUUCUUAUUUGAAUUUGCAAUAUGAAGAAUGGAAGAAGACGAUGUUACUAUCAGAGAGCAGAAUUUCCACAGCCAAGUUCGAGAGUACAUCAUUUGCUUCCUCCUGUUUGCAGUCCUCUACAUUGUGUCCUACUUCAUCAUAACCAGAUACAAGAGGAAGACUGAUGACCACGAGGAUGAAGAUGCCGUUGUCAAUAGAAUAUCAUUGUACUUGUGCACCUUCACCCUGGCAGUGUCGGGUGGUGCCGUCUUCCUCCUGCCUUUCUCAAUCAUUAGUAACGAGAUCCUCCUCUCCUUCCCCAAAAACUAUUACAUUCAGUGGCUCAAUGGCUCCCUCAUUCACGGUUUGUGGAACCUGGUGUCACUGUUCUCCAAUCUUUGCCUCUUUGUCCUGAUGCCCUUCGCCUAUUUCUUCUUGGAAUCUGAGGGAUUUGCAGGAUCAAAGAAGGGCAUUAAGGCACGUAUUUUGGAGACCUUUGUGAUGCUCUUUUUGCUGGCUCUGCUUAUCCUGGGCAUUGUGUGGGUGGCUUCAGCACUCAUUGACAAUGAUGCAGCCAGUAUGGAGUCACUCUAUGAUCUUUGGGAAUUUUAUCUGCCAUACCUCUACUCCUGCAUAUCUCUGAUGGGAGGACUGCUUUUACUCAUGUGUACUCCUGUGGGAUUAUCCAGGAUGUUCACUGUCAUGGGCCAGUUACUAGUGAAGCCAACAAUCCUGGAGGACCUGGAUGAGCAGAUUUACUGCAUCCAUUUGCAGGAGGAAGCCCUUCAGAGGAGAUUAAACGGAUCAUCCACUUACGCUUAUACUCGAGGGAGCUUUGCUCACCAGCUCAACAAAGAACUGGACAAUAUUAGAAAUCAGAGGAAUAAAUUAGAGAGAAGAAAGAAAGCAUCAGGUUGGGAGAAGAACUUGCUGUAUCCUAUAGUGAUGCUGAUCCUGCUUGCAGGAACGACAAUCUCCGUUCUUAUGGUGGCAUUCAAUAUCCUCUACCUUCUUGUGGAUGAGACUGCCAUGCCCAAGGGAUCCACAGACCGAGGCAUUGGAAACACCUCCCUGUCCACAUUUGGCGUGGCACAGGCGGUGCUGGAGAUCAUCCUUAUGUUCUACUUGAUGGUGUCCUCUGUCGUUGGCUUCUACAGCCUGCGAGUCUUUGAGGUCCUCACUCCCAGGAAGGACGACACAACCAUGACAACAAUCAUAGGAUGUUGUGUGUCCAUCCUGGUCCUGAGUUCAGCCUUGCCGGUGAUGUCCAGAACUCUUGGUAUCACCAGGUUUGAUCUCUUGGGAGACUUCGGGAGAUUUAAUUGGCUGGGAAACUUUUACAUUGUCCUUUCAUACAACCUGCUGUUUGCAGUGGUGACAACGCUCUGUCUUGUGAGGAAAUUCACCUCAGCUGUACGGGAGGAGCUUCUAAAGGCACUAGGUCUGGAUAAAUUGCAACUGUCAAACAGCCCUACAGACCCUGAAUCUGGGAAGAUCUCGGCCAACGGGCAUCAGAAAACUCUGUGAAAUGGACGAUAGAUCAACACACGCACACGUACACACACAUGCACACACCUUAGCACAGCCAAAGGGAGAUUUCGACAGUACUGCCUGACUGCUGAAAGGUGAAAGGGAUUGGAAAGAACUUAAUAAACUCGGGCAGUGUCUGACGGAUGCUGCAAAUGGAGGCUGAGAGCAAUUUAGCUUCGUGACAUUCCAUCCUCUGCAUCUCGGAUGGAGGCUGGGACAGAGCCAGGGAUGAGGCUAACGGGUGAAAUAGACUGGCAUCACUGCAGUGACCUUGAUGUUGACCUCAACUGCGACUGUGACUUUAAACCACCCAUCUCUUGCUUCAGGGGCCCUCUCCCACCCCCCAGCUUCUCUACCUGUUUUAUCCUUCUCACCAUAAUCUAAGACAAAAGCAAGAGGAAUAUGCUGGUAAAAUAAUGCACCUUUUGUUUUUUUCUAAAUUCUAGCAUAAAGACUAAAGGUUUCUC